Molecule: messenger RNA, 900 nt
Organism: Dibothriocephalus latus
Lineage: Eukaryota; Metazoa; Platyhelminthes; Cestoda; Diphyllobothriidea; Diphyllobothriidae
Source: the annotation of a GenBank genome assembly
AUGUUCCACCGAUACAAGCGAACACGCGAGUUCCAGGAGGGGACCAAGAACCUUAUCCGACCUCAUGUAUCCUCCUUCCUGAUGGCUCGUCAACCGCGGGAAGUGUUCCCCAAGGUCGAACGCGUCGAUCGGGACAUCGAAAUCGUACCAGCCGACAAGGGACUGUCUACGGUCAUAAUGGACAGAACCGACUACCUUCAGCUGAGACGAGAAAUUAAUUCGAUCCUGUUGGCACUAUGGGCCUUGGCUGCAAUAACGCCGUCUGACCGACGCAUGACGAUCGCACAAGAAACGGCCUUGGCCCGCUUCUAUGGUCUCCCUAAAGUGCACAAGGAGGGUGCUCCUCUCCGAUCCAUCGUACCAUUGAAAGGCACUCCAACGUACGAAUUGGCAAAGUGGCUGUUUCGGCGUCUCAAAGCUCUGACCGCUGAUUCGGAGACCAUGGUCCGCUCAUCUCCGCUCACGUCCCUUUUUACCUCCAUCCCUCAAGAUUCGGUAGUCGAGACCGUCGAACUACUCCUAAGGAGCAAUAAGGAUGAGACGGAGAAUCGCCUGGGACACGCGGAAAUCCUACAGCUCCUGAAGUUCUGUCUCAGGACGUACUUCACGUUUGACGAGACAAUCUACGAGCAAGUGAAGUGGACACAAAUGGGCUCACCGAUUUCAGGACUCAUAGCCGAGGCGGCCCUACAACGGUUGGAGUCGCUGUUCUUCCAACACCAUAGACGUGAUCAAGUGCUCACGUUAAAGGAACGUCUCAACAGCUUCUUCCCGGACAUACAAGUUACGAUGAAGGAGAAAGAGAACAACCAGCUGACCUUUGUCGAUGUCUUCGUCUGUCGCGAAGAUUAUGUUGGCCUAGAGACCAAAGUAUUUAAGAAAGGGCCAAACACGAUGUAA